Piliocolobus tephrosceles (Ugandan red Colobus) is the source of this 1889-nucleotide messenger RNA. RefSeq names its product homeobox D9 (gene HOXD9). Gene Ontology annotation, biological process: embryonic skeletal system morphogenesis; anterior/posterior pattern specification; DNA-templated transcription. The transcript has 2 exons. Bases 115 to 1140 code for a protein of 341 amino acids. Lineage: Eukaryota; Metazoa; Chordata; Mammalia; Primates; Cercopithecidae. Gene Ontology annotation, cellular component: nucleus. The record is from RefSeq and is a predicted model, not a curated record. Gene Ontology annotation, molecular function: DNA-binding transcription factor activity, RNA polymerase II-specific; RNA polymerase II cis-regulatory region sequence-specific DNA binding.
CGCGACCAAUGGUGGAGGCUGCAGCCUGCGAACUAGUCGGCUGCUCGGGCGCCGGCGGGGAGCGGCUCGGAGGCGGACAGUGUAACCUUGGGUGGGAGCGCGGGGCGCCUCAAAAUGUCUUCCAGUGGCACCCUCAGCAACUACUACGUGGACUCGCUUAUAGGCCAUGAGGGCGACGAGGUGUUCGCGGCGCGCUUCGGGCCGCCGGGGCCAGGCGCGCAGGGCCGGCCUGCAGGUGUGGCUGAUAGCCCGGCCGCCGCCGCCGCCGAGUUCGCCUCGUGUAGUUUUGCCCCCAAAUCGGCCGUGUUCUCUGCCUCGUGGUCCGCGGUGCCUGCCCAGCCCCCGGCGGCGGCGGCGAUGAGCGGCCUUUACCACCCGUACGUUCCCCCGCCGCCCCUGGCCGCCUCUGCCUCAGAGCCCGGCCGCUACGUGCGCUCCUGGAUGGAGCCGCUGCCCGGCUUCCCGGGCGGCGCGGGCGGUGGCGGUGGUGGUGGAGGCGGCGGCCCGGGCCCCGGUCCCAGCCCUGGCUCCAGCGGCCCAGCCAACGGGCGCCACUACGGGAUUAAGCCUGAAACCCGAGCAGCCCCGGCCCCCGCCACGGCCGCCUCCACCACCUCCUCCUCCACUUCCUUAUCCUCCUCCUCCAAACGGACUGAGUGCUCCGCGGCCCGGGAGUCCCAGGGGAGCAGCGGCCCCGAGUUCUCUUGCAACUCGUUCCUGCGGGACAAGGCGGCAGCGGCGACGGGGGGAACCCGGCCUGGGGCAGGGAUUGGGGCCGCGACUGGGACAGGCGGCUCGUCGGAGCCCUCAGCUUGCAGCGACCACCCGAGUCCGGGCUGUCCGCUGAAGGAGGAGGAGAAGCAGCAUUCGCAGCCGCAGCAACAGCAACUUGACCCAAACAACCCCGCAGCGAACUGGAUCCACGCUCGCUCCACCCGGAAAAAGCGCUGUCCCUACACCAAAUACCAGACGCUUGAGCUGGAGAAAGAAUUCCUCUUCAACAUGUACCUCACCCGGGACCGGCGUUACGAGGUGGCCAGGAUUCUCAACCUAACAGAGAGACAGGUCAAAAUCUGGUUUCAGAACCGUAGGAUGAAAAUGAAAAAGAUGAGCAAGGAGAAAUGCCCCAAAGGAGACUGACUCGGCGCGGUGCUGGCGGGAGCGCUCAAGGGCAGCGGUUUUUGUUGUUUUUUUCCUUUGUGGGUGCUUGGUGCUUGAUUUCCAGAAACUCUCCAGCGACUUGGACAUUUUUUUUUCUUUUUUUAGAUAGAAGUGACUGUGUGGUUGGUCUCUGUGAGGUAUUUGGGGGACUCUGUAUUAGCUCGUUUAUGUGUUGGAAAAACCAAGUGGCUUUGGGGUUUCGCCCUAUCCCACUCCCUUUCCUGCUCCAUUGGUUCCUUAAGAAAUGCUAUAUUUUGUGAGUGCACGCUGGCUUGGGGAGCCCUCUCUUGUGUAAAUGUCCCCCAUGUUUCUGAAAAGUGCUGUAGUUUAGUCCCCUCGCCCCCAGCGCUGCCCGAACAGGGGCCAAAUGCGCCCCAAUUCCAAGAAUGAAGGCCGAGCGACAACAGUGCGGACACGCCGGCUGCUAGCCCACACUGAAGCCCGGCCGGGUUGCCCACCAGUUGCGAAAGCCCCCUUUCCUCAGGGAGCCCGUGGGACCUCGGGGGAGAUCUCCAAUGAGGCCUAGAGAGGAGCCCAGGGCCUCGGGCGGUUUGGGGUUUGUCCUCAGUGCAUUGGACGCGCUACUCUCUCCCCCGAAGACUGGGCUCGCGUGGGCGGCCGCGGAUGGUGGCCGUCCCGGUUCCUGCCGGAGGACCAGUUGUAAAUGUUACUGCUUCCUACUAAUAAAUGCUGACCUGAUCAAAUGGAGCCCAGACGCUGGCCCUAAA